GUGUGUCUCUCGCGCCUCGAGCUGAUGACUUUAAAUCCGCCGUCGCAGGCCGGAGCUGAGCGAUUUUGGUCGCGGAGGUUUCUCUACGGAUCUAAACGGAGCGCCGGACCUACGAUAAAGUCCUCAAAGAAGAGGCAAAUUAUGCCAGCAGCACCAGUGUCCCUGUUCCUGGUGACGUGCCGGCGUGUUGGUGAGAAAGCCCCGCCCCUUCACCCCAGUCCCCGCCCUCUCCCCCGCCCCUCUCCCCUCUCCCGUGGGAGGCCCGUGCCGGUGGAUGCACCGCUCCGGCCCAAGCCCGCACCAUGAGUGUCAACGGCCCGGUCCCGCCACCCGUCCCGCCCGCCGACGCCACGGAGGCCCCGCCCACGACGACGGUGGCACCGGUGGGCACGCUGGCGCAGAAGAAGAGGCUGCAGUACGCCAAGAGCAAGAGCAGCUCGGCCAACACGCGGCCACAGAGAGCGCUGUUCUGCCUGAACCUGAACAACCCGUUUCGCCAGGCCUGCAUCAGCAUCGUGGAGUGGAAAUAUCCUUUUCACAUGCUCAGAGAGGCAGACAGACAGACAGACAGUACACUUUAGUCUUUUUAGUACCUUUUUUCAUAACCUCCACCCCACCAGGAAAAAGGAAAAUAAAAAUAAACGUAGC
This is a messenger RNA of Ictalurus punctatus (channel catfish), 648 nucleotides long. Its product is annotated as voltage-dependent L-type calcium channel subunit alpha-1D. The record is from RefSeq and is a predicted model, not a curated record. The transcript has 2 exons. The coding region runs from base 303 to 581 and encodes 92 amino acids. NCBI's taxonomy places the organism in Eukaryota, Metazoa, Chordata, Actinopteri, Siluriformes, Ictaluridae.